Messenger RNA from Eleginops maclovinus (Patagonian blennie), 6199 nucleotides. RefSeq names its product clavesin 2 (gene clvs2). Gene Ontology annotation, biological process: lysosome organization. The record is from RefSeq and is a predicted model, not a curated record. The transcript has 5 exons. Bases 593 to 1594 code for a protein of 333 amino acids. NCBI's taxonomy places the organism in Eukaryota, Metazoa, Chordata, Actinopteri, Perciformes, Eleginopidae. Gene Ontology annotation, cellular component: membrane; endosome; clathrin-coated vesicle. Gene Ontology annotation, molecular function: phosphatidylinositol bisphosphate binding.
CUGCUGGAUGCAACCCAAAAAAAGCAUCAGUGAUUUUAAAUGUGAAAUCCCACCUCCAUUGUGCACGGUGCUGCGGAGGUACACGCGGAGAGAAGCGGAUCAUUUUUGACGGUUUUCGGAGCAUCAGCAUCAGUCGGCGGAUGGAGAUGGAGAUGAAGGCGGAGGCAUGGUGGUGUCGCUGAUCACAGACUGCAUGGUGGUGAUAUAGCAGGUGCUGCAGGCUGGUGCCGCAUUGCCUGGCUUGCUGCGAGCGACGCCGGUGGAGACGGUGUUGCUGUCGUCGUCAUUGUGCCACAGAGAGACAUAGAGAGACAUGAUGGAGGAGGAGGGCGGUGUGAGCUCAGGCCGCCCGGAUCAGCAGGUUGGAUGCUCCGCCUGAAGCUGCAGGAGUCAUGAUAUGCACGCUGGAUAAAAACAAUACAGAUCUUGGAAACGGUGGAAUAAAAACAAAUACCCUGUGCGUAAAAGUGAGAAUGCAUCCUAGGAGUUCAGGGUGGAUUACAGAGCAGCAGGCCUCCGUCUGAAGCCAGAAGGAAGAAGAAAACUGUUGCUGCUGUUUAUUCUGGUGUUUCACCCAGCUGUUGCAACAAAGAUGACUCACUUACAGGCUGGCCUCUCUCCGGAGACCCUGGAGAAGGCGAAGGUGGAGCUGAAGGAGAACCCGGAGACUCUACACCAGGACAUCCAGGAGGUGCGGGACAUGAUCAUCACCCGGCCGGACAUCGGGUUCCUCAGGACAGACGACGCGUUCAUCCUCAGGUUCCUCCGCGCGAGGAAAUUCAACCACUUCGAGGCGUUUCGGCUGCUGGCUCAGUACUUCGAGUACCGCCAGCAGAACCUGGACAUGUUCAAGAACCUGAAGGCGACAGACCCGGGUAUCAAGCAGGCCCUCAAGGACGGGUUCCCCGGGGUGCUGUCCAACCUGGACCGAUACGGGAGGAAGAUCCUGGUGCUGUUCGCUGCCAACUGGGACCAGAGCAGGUACACCUUUGUGGACAUCCUGAGGGCCAUCCUGCUGUCGCUGGAGUCGAUGAUCGAGGACCCGGAGCUGCAGGUGAACGGCUUCAUCCUCAUCAUCGACUGGAGCAACUUCACCUUCAAGCAGGCGUCCAAGCUGACGCCCAGCAUGCUGCGGCUCGCCAUCGAGGGCCUGCAGGACAGCUAUCCUGCCAGAUUUGGAGGAAUCCACUUUGUGAAUCAGCCAUGGUACAUCCACGCUCUCUACACCGUGAUACGACCCUUCCUCAAAGACAAGACCAGGAAGAGGAUCUUCAUGCACGGGAACAACCUGAACAGCCUCCACCUGCUCAUCCAUCCGGAGAUCCUGCCCUCGGAGCUGGGUGGCAUGAUGCCGCCCUACGAUAUGGGCACGUGGGCGCGGGCGCUGCUGGACCACGCCUACGACGAGGAGACCGACUACUGCCCCGAGUCCUACACUCUGUCAGUGCAGGACCUGGAGAGGGACCUGGAGAAGAACCUGUCCCCCAAAACCAUGAAGAGGUCUCAGUCCGUGGUGGAGCCGGGCGUCCUGAAACGACCGGACAAAGUGAAGAGCGAGGAGGACAACAUGCAGCCGCUGCUUUCGCUGGACUAAUCCACACACGCAGCUCCGAAGCAUAAUCGAUAUCUACACACACAAACAAACACACUGACUUACCUGUGCACCCGCUGUCAGCAAACACCGUCCUGCAGAGAAAACGCUGCUGCUUCUGGACUCUUGUUUCUCUCCUGAACCGGAGGAACAGUCGACGAGAGGAAGCAGAAUGGAGGGACGUUUCCUCACACUGGAGGAGGAGCUACUGCUGUGCUCUAUAUAUUUAUUUAUUAAGUUAUCUGUCAAGUGCCAAUUCCCCAAAAAAAACUGUACAUGUGAACAAUCCAGCCCCUCGGUGUGGAGAGGAAACACAAAGAGGGAGUUGUGAAGCUGUCACAAAUGGGAAAAACUGGAGACUAUACUUCACACAGUUCCCGAGCUGCAGUUUCUUUCUUUUUUGUACAGUAAUUUGAAGGAGCACGGCUCAGGAUUGGUGACGGUAAUGAGCUUGUUCAACCUCCUGGACACAAAACUGGCAGACAGGCAGGCACUGGGAGUUAACUGGGAGUGUAUGGGCGACUUUCCUGUGAAAAUAGUAAUCUGAAAUGCCGUUUUCUCGUAGAAAAGCAAACCCCCCUUUACGGUAAGAGCGGUCUCUAUUCAUUGUGUGUUUUUUUUGCUCUUUUUCUGACCCUCAUGUCACAGAAUUCAGUAUUUAUUUUGCCAUACGUAAAUCAAAACAGGACUUGAGGCUGAGGAGGACCAUAAGAUAUAUUUUGAGAAUGUUAAGGAUAGGCAAUUAAAAAAGCCUAAAUUGAAUCUUGUAAAAGCAGAGAGAGGUCAAACAUACCCCCUCUCCUCAGACACUCUUUCUGCCAACAUAACCACAGUAUCUGUUUUUGAACACGUUAGUAUUAUAAGAUUUAAAGGCGCAUUUUUUGCAUGUUUUACUUAAAAAUUGCACUUAUUUAUUUGCAUUGUUUCAGUACAUUGUUGGUGUUUUAUAAUGCAGCUUUUUAAAUCAGUAUGAGUAUCAGUUUAGACUCCUUAAUUACCUCCAGUUAAUGUGCUAUCACGUGAAAACAAACUUCAGUAAUGUGUUUGCCCCAACAAAAGCAAGGAGAAAGACUGAUAGCUAUCAAAGGAUGACAUUAAAACAGUGUAGAAUAAAAUAUAUGACAUAUAAAUACCACUCUAGGAUACACACAUUCAUACACAUGUUUUGUCAAAAGACACUAAAAAUACCUCUGUUUUUGUGUUUAUACAAAAAGAAAACUGGCACCAGGCCUCAAUUGUCCAACAGCACUUGAACGCACCUGACCUGCAGACUUAAUGAACUUUUACAAGCUGAUAAAACACAGGGUUAUUUAACGUGUGCCUGAAAUACUUUGCAGUAAAUAGGCUUUGAAGGUCAAGUUUUACCUCAGAAAAGUAUUAUUUUACAUAUUUAAAUCACAGUAUUUUAAUGUCGUUGCAUAUUUUCUUUUAAAAUCUGCAAUGAGAUAAGCUUCUACUGCAGUGAAGAUAUUAAGAAAUGCCACCAAAUGUAUUUCUGUUUGCUCCACAUAUGAAACAGGCACCAGCUGAAGCUUUAUGACACACUGUAAUUUAGGCUCUUUCAAUUCAACAACUCCAGUCACAUUGCAAAAGGUACGAGUGUGACACUGCGACUGAGGAAAAGCCAGUCGGGCUGCGAGCAGGCGGCAGACAGUGGAUCAGAGAGAGGCCGGCAGUCAGGAAGUGUGAGGCGACCGACUGCAACGAGAGCAGACAGCUGGAAUGUAAAACUAUCACACAGUGAACAUGACAUGUCACCCUCACUCACAACAGCUCAGAGGCUUUACUGUGCAGAGAGAGACUGCAGCAGCCUCGGUGUGAUCCCAGCGCCCAGAUAACAAUCUGGCACAUGUAAUAGGGAUGUUUUAUUUAACAUGUGGUCGGUCAGCCCUCUGAGAGCAGACCAUACCUGCACUGGAAGCUGUACUGCUCAAUUCUCACACAGGAGAAGUGCUAUUUAAGGUCAAAUUCCCUUCUUACAAGAGCGGUGCAGUGGUGACUGAUUUCUGUAGCAAUGCAAAGACUCCGUCGACUAAAAGAAAUGGGAUGUUUACAGUUGAUUUUGCAGAAAAUGAUCUCUGUGGCCAAGCUCACAUUUAAUACUUCACAUAUUAACACAGUUUUAUAAUUAGUAAAGUAAAGUGUGUAUGCAAUCGCCAGAAGAAAACUGCUAAUGUUGGGCUAUAAAGGAACUACAGCACGGUCACAUGACUUCACGUCGCCACCGCUAAGCUAAAGGCCGCUAAUGUUGGGCUAUAAAGGAACUACAGCAUGGUCACAUGACUUCACGCCACCAUCGCUAAGCUAAAGGCGGCUAAUGUUGGGCUAUAAAGGAACUACAGCGCGGUCACAUGACUUCACGUCACCAUCGCUAAGCUAAAGGCGGCUAAUGUUGGGCUAUAAAGGAACUACAGCAAGGUCACAUGACUUCACGUCACCACCACUAAGAUAAAGGAGGCUAAUGUUAGGCUAUAAAGGAACUACAGCACGGUCACAGGACUUCACGUCACCAUCGCUAAGCUAAAGGCGGCUAAUGUUGGGCUAUAAAGGAACUACAGCAAGGUCACAUGACUUCACGUCACCACCACUAAGAUAAAGGAGGCUAAUGUUGGGCUAUAAAGGAACUACAGCGCGGUCACAUGACUUCACGUCUCCACCGCUAAGCUAAAGGCGGCUAAUGUUGGGCGUGAUGACAUUUAGUCGGUCAUUUACACACUUGUUAGCAACUGCCAUUUUUAAAGUCACCAGUGGGGUAAUUACUGAUGUAUUUUAUGUUAUAGAAUAAAAAUCUGUUCAGCUUGUGUUAACCACAGACUUUAUGUCAGGCAUGUAACAUUGUUGAAAACCUACUGAGUUCCAGACAAGGUAACCCUGAAGACCUAAAAUACUUUCUAAUUUCCAGUUUUAGGACUCAUUCCUGCACCACUCUCAUUUAUAGCGCGCUUUUGCUUAAACAGCUGUAGUUAGCAAGUGUUAGCUUUAAACUUUAUUUCUACUGAUUCGUUUGACAGUCUUUUUAACCGGUAUUGCUUCCUAAAACAUCACUAGGAUUAACAUCAAGACCAUUUUUGUCAAAUCUUAUUCAUGUUUGAUAAUAAAGGAACAAACGCUAGGUUUCUUCAGACGUUUUAGCUGUCAGUUAUUGUUGAAUUAGUGACGUUUCCGUUUAGACACUUAGGGGAAAUCGUACAGCUGCCAGUUUUGUGCACAUUAGAGAGACUGUAACAAACUGUGGGUCAAACGUGAAACCAGAAACCGUGUUUAUCAAGUGUUUAAAAUGAUAUCCAUGCAUCGGUAGAAACCUGAGGUUUAUUUCCACCAUUAUAACACACACACACACACACACACACACACACACACACACACACACACACACACACACACACACACACACACACACACACACACACACACACACACACACACAGGGCAAGGCAGAACAAUCAGGAAUCAGUGGAGCUUUCAUGAUGUCAGUCAAGGAAAAGGGAGGGAAAACACACACACACACACACACACACACACACACACACACACACACACACACACACACACAGCCACUGUAGAUGCUUCCAGUUGUUAGGAUACAAAGUUUACAUUGAAUAAACAUCUGUAUACUGCGUGAAUAUAGCGAACAGGUUCACUGGUUAUUUUCAGAGUUAUGGUAUUAGAGGUUACAGACAGCUGUUGUAAAUCGUAGAGUAUGUAGAGAAACACAGAAACACACACAAGAUUUACAUUUUAUUACAAAUAUACUUUAUGGAGGUGAUGCUUUUAUGCUUCACCACACAUUUAAGACUUUUUCUUGUCAGUAUUUUAUUAAAGUCUCAAGCUAUCUACCUUGUUUGUUCCACAGGUGACAGAUUGGUAUAUGUUGUAUGAAUUGUGAACAGAAUAAUGAAGGACUUCAGCAGUUUGAAUAUUCUUUCUGUGUUGUUGUUUCGUCUUUCCUGCUGACCUUGCAUCAAAUAUUUUGCUGAAAACAUUUCACCCACCUGUUGAAACUAAUCAAUAGUGACAUGUUCAUGGCUCUACAUCUUAAAUGGAAGUCAUCCUGAAGGUUUUUAGAGGUUUUCUCCAAAAACUUUAUGUAACGUUUGCCCUCGUAAACAUGGAAUUAAUCGAACUGUGCUAAAAAACAUCACAUUCCUUUCAUUUAAUCAGUGUUUUCUUCACAAAAUGCAUCAUAAUUGGAUCAAAUGCAAGCUUUGUGAAUGUACACUCACUUGUUAUGUAUUUUCUUGGACUAAUAAGAGUAAUUUCUCACUGACUAAUGUUUGAUUUAUCUCAGCCAAAGCCACCUUGGUAUUUCUUCUCAUCAUUGUGCUCUGAGAAUUUGGACACUGAACGACUUCUAAUGAUUGAUAAUGUCCUGAAAAUGAUGAAUGCAUAUCUAUCAGUUAUAUUGAUUUUCUUAUCACUGUUCUUUGAUUGUAUCGUGACAGUAGGAGCUGUAGGGGAGACCAAACUCAAAGCUGACGUUAUAACAGAAAGCCGGUUUUUAUUAUAGGAGCAAAAAACUGUUCAGUUAGCAGGUGUUAAAUGUAUAAAUGUCAUCAAAGACAAUUCGCUGAAAUGCAUCAUGUAAAACGAGCUAAAUAAAUAUGGACA